UCCCGCUCCACGAAAAACCGCGAGAGCACCUGAUUUUACUGCUCGUACUUCCUCAAAACACAGACAUGCAGCGCGUCUGUGACAAGAAAACAUAAUUGCAUUGAUGAGUCGUUGAGGUCAGGUUGGGGUUGCUGUGACGGGAAUGUGUGCUUCCCCUCGCUGGUCCAGAUGGAGAAUAAAGGGAGCGACGAUGUGGACAAAUUAAAGACAAAGUUUAUGUCAAUGUGGCACAAUGUGAAGUACAGUUGGGCACUUAAAUCCAAGACUGCAUUCAGUAGAAGCUCCCCAGUGUUUGUUUUGGGAAAGUGCUAUCAUUUUAAGGCAGAAGAUGAUGACUCGCCCUCUGAAGACUUUCAGGGAUUCUCUGUCGUGGGGAAUAUAGAGGCUUUCCGACAGGAUUUUGCAUCUCGUUUGUGGCUGACGUACCGGGAAGAUUUCCCUCCGCUGCCAGGCAGCACCCUGACCUCAGACUGUGGCUGGGGCUGCAUGCUGAGGGCYGGGCAGAUGAUGAUGGCUCAGGCUCUUGUUCUGCACUACUUGGGCAGAGACUGGUGUUGGCCAGAGGCGCUCACCCUCCAGCCCUUGGAUGUAGAAUCACGGACCGCCACAGCAGCUAAGCGAUUUGUCACCUCUAUGCAGACUUCUCUGCAGAGCACRUCCAGGAUUUCUGAAAGCAGAGCGUCUCUUGCACCUGAAAUCCAGAUGUUGGGAUUUGCAGAGGAAGCGGAUGCACAUUUGAAGGAGAAGUACCACAGAAAUCUGGUGUCCUGGUUUGCAGACAUCUCCUCAGCUCCACUGGGCCUGCACAGACUGGUCCAUUUWGGAUCGGCAAUGGGAAAAUUGGCAGGGGACUGGUACGGUCCAGCUUUGGUAGCACACAUCUUGAAGGAAGCUGUCAAGGAAGCGACGGAGCCUGGCUUGGCGAGUGUAACUGUCUACGUCUCCCAGGACUGCACAGUGUACAGUUUGGAUGUCAUUGACUGCCACAAGGCACCAAAGGCAGCAGAAGCCUCGGGUGCAACAGCCUCAGGUCCUCCUGUUGUACAACACACUGACAUGUCAGCGACCGCCAUGCCAGACAACCAAGCCGUCAUCAUCCUCAUCCCUGUGAGGCUGGGAGGAGAGAGGACAAACCCAGAGUAUUUUGGCUUUGUAAAAAAGAUAUUGAGUCUGGAGUACUGCAUAGGCAUCAUCGGAGGGAAGCCCAAGCACGCCUGCUACUUUGUGGGAUUUCAAGAUGACAGCUUGAUUUACAUGGACCCUCAUUACUGUCAGUCUUUUGUGAAUGUCAGCACCAGCGAUUUCCCUCUUCAGUCAUACCAUUGCCCCUCGCCAAAGAAGAUGCCUUUCAGAAAGAUGGAUCCAAGCUGCACUUUUGGUUUCUUUUCUAAAAGCUCUCAAGAUUAUGAGAGAAUCAGGGAAGAACUGUCCAAGUUGCUGGAGCCGUCACCGACAGCGAAAUAUCCGGCGUUUACUUUUGUGCAAGGUCGCAGCACAGAUUAUGAGCUGCCAGUGGAUCYGAGCGCAGAGAAGCGGGAAUGGCRCUUUCCUAGGGAUGCACGCAGAACCUUCACCACAUCCGGAGACUUUGUGCUUCUCUGACAGCCCAGUUUGACGGUACAAGAAAUGUUCACUCAUAACGACUMWCUGUUGAAAUCCACUGCAUUACGUCAGUUUUUGUCUGGCAGUGCAAACRGUGGAUUAUUUUUGGGAAGUUAUUUGACAUUAUGUGGUGGUCUACUGAAUCUAAAUUCAUAAAAUUUUUUACAUUUAGAAUUAAGAAAUCUGUAUUUUGCAUCACUACUUGUAUUUUUGUAGUCUGUAUGUUUAUAUCAAAAUGGUUCAGACAUCUGAAGUUGGGUUUCAUUCGUAAAAUUAACUUGAUGCAACAAAACAAAAUCCAACUUUGGAAGGUCAUAAAACAUUUACAUUAGAAAGAAGCACAGCUUGCACUUUGAUCCAACAGCAUUAUUUUGCAUCUAAACUAACGAAGUCUGCAGUGAUUAGUUUGUAGGGAAUAAAUUAACAGCCAUAAUGUUUUGAACAAAGUUAUAAAUCAUCUUUAAAAUAUUUUUUUUCCCCAAAUGAAACCCCAGGUUUAGGAUUUGAUAUUUGUAGAACUCUUACUCGGUCCUGAUCUUUCAAUACCAACAGUGUCAUGCAGACUUGUUUGGAAUAGGAUCUCCAGCUAGAGCAGCACUCUUUAUAAUCUGUGCUAGUAAAUCCAAAGUCAUGUUGUGCUAACUUAAAAACGGUUGCACAACCUAAAUUUGACUUGUUCAGUUUGUCAUAAUAAUUAAACAAAUGCACAAAAUUGUAUCCAAUGACACUACAUAAUUGGCUGAAGCAUUUUCAAGUAAACAUCAUAAAAUGGUCCAGUCAGAAUUUCAUGAAAAACUAAACCCUGGCCUCAAAAUUUAGUUUUAGCAGCAGCAGUAAAAAAAAAAAAAAAAACUGUUGUAAAUGUGUAGCCUCUUUUAGACAUGUUGCCACUUUUGAUGAGCAAAAAUUUAUGUGGGUAAUAAGUAGCCUGAGCUCUGAACAAAGGAUCUGCUUUUUAAACUUGGAACUAGAACAUGAUUAGUUGGGUUUGAUGUUGUACCCAGAACCAGGUUUCAACUUCAUAGGUAAAUGGACCAAAGCAUAAAUGGCCAAAAAAUAUUUAUUCCUGGCUCACUGUUUAAUUCAGCCCAGUUAUUUACCAGAUUUUUUUUGGAGAAAAUUAAAGGCAGAUUUAUUUUUAAAAGUAUUCAUUGUUACUGUAAUAAGUGGUACUACUCUUGUAGUUUGAGAGUCAUGGAUCUAGAGCUGUGGUUCUUAAACUUUGUAUGCUAGCUACACAGCCAUAAUUUAAAGAAUUUAUGGCAUUAAUGUUCAAUAUAAAAUGUAUUUUUUUUAUCUUCUAGCUUUUACAUAACAAUGCACUUCACCAUGUUUUCCUUUAGUUUGACUUCUGUAAAGUUUUUAAGAUUGCACACUGAGUGAUUUGUAACACUGUGAGGUACCAAACCACUGAUCUAGAGUAUUUACAAUGCGUUCCAGGUGAAUGAACACUUUAAAUAUUAUUUCACUUCGUCAGCAGCUAAGUGAAGUCAAAGUGCUAUUUAAAGGUAGCAUAGCUAUUUUGAUUUCUGUACUUUCUAUUCUUAAUCUACAUUAAACUCUGAAACGUGUGAAGGAAAAAAUGCACACUUUGAAGGAAGUUCUUCACAAGUCAGCACAGUUAAGUUAUAGUUUAGUGGGUUUUUUUUUUCCUUCUUUUGAACAAUGUAUUAAAUUCUUGUGUGACGCCAUACGACCAAUGUGCUUUGACCUCUUAACUGGAAGAUUGCUGGUGUGAAUAUCUAUUUAUGAACAUAUUUUCAUCAGCAUGAAUUAAACACUUGAAUCUAAGUCAGAAAAGUGCAAUAUAAAACGAGAUGCAUUUACUGUAUGAAUAUUUUUUUUAUUUAAGGUACAUUUGACAUGCCCUGCUGUAUACAUCUUUCAAAUAUUCUGAUGCAGUUCAAAUGGUACACUACCAAAUGUCAUUGUCACUUGAACACUAUAAAAUAUUAUUUUUGAAAAUGUUUUUUGUAAAUUAAAAUGUUGAACAAAGGA
Messenger RNA from Poecilia reticulata (guppy), 3600 nucleotides. RefSeq names its product autophagy related 4C, cysteine peptidase (gene atg4c). The record is from RefSeq and is a predicted model, not a curated record. Gene Ontology annotation, biological process: mitophagy; aggrephagy; autophagosome assembly. Gene Ontology annotation, cellular component: cytoplasm. Gene Ontology annotation, molecular function: cysteine-type endopeptidase activity; protein-phosphatidylethanolamide deconjugating activity. NCBI's taxonomy places the organism in Eukaryota, Metazoa, Chordata, Actinopteri, Cyprinodontiformes, Poeciliidae.